GCGUUCGACUGUCCCCGUCUGUGCUAAAUGCGACUCACCUCGGUUUCUCUCACUCUAUUUUUCAAGUUUUUCUUCCUACUUGCGUGCACACUAACGAAUCGUUUUUGCCAGCGUAUGUUUCGGCAAUUUGCUAUUGAAGAAGUGAAGUGAAAUCACGUACAGCAACUCGUGAAUCGGAACCUCCGGAAAGUGCCACUUGAAUGAGUUCUUUUGAACCCAUUCAAGAAGAAAUGGAAAAGGGCCGCAUCCCAGAGCAUAAAGAAGAACACAGGAAGGACAGUGAGGAAGGUGAUGGUGGAACACACUGUGAGGUCCCUGAGGCAACGAGCAACAAACCAGAUGACCCAAUGAAUGAAACUUUCAUCCUUCAUCUUUAUCCGAUGCAGCCUUCUGACACUGCCUCUGAUCAGGAUUGGAUUUGCUUGCCAGGAACAGAGGAUAUCUUGAAACAUUCAACACCCAUAACCAACCGACAACUUGGUAAUGAGAUUGCUGCUCGGCAAGCUGCACUGGAGAGGGCAGAUGAUUUCUUGAAACAUUCAACAACCUUAACCAACCGACAGCGUGGCAAUGAGAUCACUGCUCGGCCUGCUACACUGGACAUACUCUCUGUUCAUCAGCUGGCAGCCCAGGGAGAAAUGAAUCAGUUGAAUGAGCAUCUUAACAAAGAUAAUGACCUUCUGAACAAACAAGAUGAAAGGGGCUUCACUCCGCUCAUGUGGGCAGCAGCUUUUGGCGAGUAUGCUGUAGUUAAAUACCUGCUGUUCAGGGGAGCUGAUCCGAAUAUUUUAGCUUGUGAGCGAGAGAGUGCAUUGUCCUUGGCCAGUUCUGGUGGCUAUGCAGACAUUAUCAGAAUGCUUAUGGAAUUCAAAGUGGACAUUAACAUUUACGACUGGAAUGGAGGGAAUCCACUUUUGUAUGCAGUGCGAGGUAACCAUGUGAAGUGUGUUGAGGAGUUGCUAGCAUGGGGUGCAGAUUUGACCAUGGAAGCAGAUUCAGGAUACAGUCCAAUGGACCUUGCUGUAGCAUUGGGUUAUAAGAAAGUACAACAGGCAAUUGAAAACCACAUCCUUGGUUUACUCAAAAACAAAAAGUGAAAGCACAGUCCAAUCCGCUCCAUGUGUAGGACUUGACUGAAACUUCUCAGGACUUUUCACACUGGCAAGUUGGAGAGAUCAUUAGGAGAAGCAGCAGCCGGCACUAAUGGUGAAUCUUAGACGAAGAUGUCUGUGGCCGUGUGUGUUCCUGAAUGUGGCUUUUCUGCCCGAACAUUUAGUUCAUGAGCUUGAAGUGGAAUGCAAAAAUGAUCUUGCUGAUCUCAUUUCUGGUCUUAUUAAUAACUCUGAAAGUGAACUUGAAAAAACCUUUUUCAUCAGAAUCUUUAUUUACUGUAUUUAUAAACUGUUUAAAUGCAACCUAAUCAUGCAAUCAAAUGAAUUAAGGAUUUUUUUAUAUAUUUUUAUCCAAGAUUAAACUUUAUUCAGCACAUUA
This is a messenger RNA of Polypterus senegalus (gray bichir), 1491 nucleotides long. It is a transcript of the gene rfxank, whose product is annotated as regulatory factor X-associated ankyrin-containing protein. The record is from RefSeq and is a predicted model, not a curated record. NCBI's taxonomy places the organism in Eukaryota, Metazoa, Chordata, Cladistia, Polypteriformes, Polypteridae. Gene Ontology annotation, biological process: regulation of transcription by RNA polymerase II. The coding region runs from base 201 to 1097 and encodes 298 amino acids. Gene Ontology annotation, molecular function: protein binding. The transcript has 10 exons. Gene Ontology annotation, cellular component: nucleus.